GUUCAGCAUCGGCUUCAGCCAGUAAUAGCGAAGAGUUUGGGAAGAAGGAAGUGUAGUGCGAUAACUUAUCAAACAAUUAGUUAUUUUUUCAUUGUGAUAGAAUCACAUGAUAAUAGGAUUACAAUUCUAAUUUAUAAUUAUUAGCUAUGAAUAAUGUAUUAAUAAUUUAGUAUGUAUUAGUAGGUAUGUUUACUUGGACUAUUAUUAUCCGCGUACGCAAAUGACUGUACUGUCGAAUAUAAUAUAAUCUACUCAAUUAUGAUGAGCGAUCAAUAACGACGUGGUCUUAAAAUAAAGUUGUUUAUAGCUUUCAUAGGUCAUUGACCUCAAUUGAGUAGAGAUUAGGUAAAUUUGGUUUGAUUUCAAUAAACCGGCUUUACUCGGCAAACUUUGUCACACAAACUCUGGGUUGUUUCGGAAUUUCCAUAGAAACAGUAGUUAUGUACUAGGUCUAAUAAAACGGAAAAAGUAUACGUACAAAUACACAAAUAAAGUGAUAAGAAAGUCCAUCAAAAAUUGUUGCCGAUCCUUUUGUCUCCAGUAUCACUGGCAAACAGACUUUGGACAAUUGGUAGUGGUAUUAAAGUAACUUGGACAAAACUGUUAUUUAUCCAUUGUGAAAUAAGAGUUUCCAAGACAUUUGCUAUAAGUACAUUGAGGUUAUUGAAACUAGAUUUAUGUCCGUAUAACGGACUUACACAAAAAACUGUCCCGUCAUGUUUUAAUCGGUGACUAAUGUUAAUUUUAUGAUCUAUCUGGUUGUUUAUUAAAUAGUCUUACUUUGAUUUAUUUUCAGAUUAAUUAUGGACGAUAACAUCAGAUUAAUAUUAUAAGUGGCACUUCAAGAUAAUCAUAUAUAAAGGAAAACUUUAUCCAAAUAUUAUUAGUCAUCUAGAUAGUUCACUUUCAGAAGGAUAGCUCUCAAUCCAAAUAUCCAUCAAAAUAGUGGAUGUGGACAGAAAAACUCGACUAGAUAUAGUUGAACUUUAGUCAGAAUGACGAGGUGUACAGUGUUUCUAUUAAGCCUGGCACUAUUGGCGCUGGUGUCGCUGUGCGCGGCGCGGAAGCUGCAGCCGACGGCCCCGCUGCUGCUGAGCGGCGGGCUGGUGCGCGGCAACAUCGCGGCGGACGGCUCGCACGCGCAGUACCUGUCCAUACCCUACGCCACCGUUACACACAGGUUUCAGACUGCCGAAUCUGAUCCAAAAUGGGAGGGUGUCUACGAUGCUUUCGAAGAGCGUGUAAGGUGCAAGCAAAGGGUUAUGAACACCAGACCAACCGGCGUCGAGGACUGCCUAACGGUUAACGUGUACACGCCGCUCCCGCAGAGUGACAGCCCUCUACCAGUCAUGGUGUUCAUACACGGCGGAGGCUUCAGAGACGGCGCUGGAUCAUCUUUCAUCUACGGACCGAGACACUUAAUCAAACAUGGUGUUAUUCUAGUCACAUUCAAUUAUAGACUAGAAGUUUUAGGAUUCCUGUGCUUAGGUAUCAAAGAAGCACCUGGAAACAUAGGCUUGAAGGACCAAGUUCAAGCAUUAAAAUGGGUGCAGAAAAAUAUUAGAAAUUUCGGAGGGGACCCGGAUAAUGUUACUAUUUUUGGAGAGAGCGCGGGAUCUGCAUCUGUCAAUUAUCACGUGAUAUCGCCGAUGUCACAAGGUUUAUUCAAAAGGGCUAUUAUGCAGAGCGGUUCAGCUAUUGCCCAGUGGGCUUUACAGUUUGAACCCAUAAAAACUGCCAGUCUCCUUGCAGCUGAAAUGGGUUAUAAAACUGAAGAUCCCUUGGCACUUUAUAAGUUUUUUAAUAGCUCGGAUGCAGACGAUUUGAUAAGUCACCGUAUUCCUCGAGAGAAGGGCAGUACAAUCAUAUCCCAGUACGUAUUUGUACCGUGCAUUGAAAAAAGUAUCCCGGGAGUGGAAUCUUUCUUAUCCGAUAGUCCAAUCAACUUGUUAUCCAAGGGUCAAUAUAAUAAAGUUGCCCUAAUUAUUGGAUAUAAUAACCAAGAGGGCUACUAUUUUGCAGGAAGAGAAAAUGAUACUGCACUAUUAGAAAUUGAUUUUUAUAAUGCUUUACCAAGAGAUCUGGUGUUCCCGUCAAACAUGCAGAAAAUAAAAACCGCUCAGACUUUUGAUGAACUGUAUAUGAAGGGAGAGACAAUAAGUAAUGAACCCACUGCCCUAUUGAAAUACGCUCAUUACUUAGGCGAUGUCGGCGUAAAGUACCCAGUUUCAGCUACUAUAGAUCUUUUCCUGAAAACCCUGAAUAAGCCUGUGUUCGCUUAUCAGUUUACCUACGGAGGACUCUUGAACCUAGCCAAGAUUGCGUUCGGGUUCAGGAAAUACCCAGGAGCGACGCAUGGAGACGAACUCUUCUACAUGUUUAGCAUGCCAGCGCAGCUCAAUGUCGAAAGGGAUAUGGUAGAGAAAAUGACCACUUUUUGGACUAACUUCGCGAAAUAUGGAGAACCUACUCCGGAUUCUUCAAUCUUGCCGAAGUGGGAGCCAGCAGAGGUGCAGGAUCCUCAGUUGAUGAUCAUAGACAAGGAGUGCGUCAUGGCGCCCGUCUGGGGGGACGAGUACAUCGGUGCGUGGAAUGAUACCUACUCCAAAUACAGAAAAACUAAUUAAGAAUUACUUGUGCUAAUAUAAAACCAAGAGCUCUUCAUCUGUCAUGAUUAUUGUUGAAAUGAAUUUAUCUAGUGGGCCAAAAACUGUACUUAGGAAGCGUGCGGCUAAGGCUGCAUUAAGAUCACUUUAAGACGUGAUGAUAGGCAAUUAAGCUCUCCUCUCAUCCCUCCACCGUCGUUCUUGUCUCGGACUCCGAUUUGAGGUUCCCGAUUUGGGUCAUGUUUGUCCAGAAAAGGAAAGAAAAGUCGUAAUUUCAUCCCCAUUCAUCCCCAUUCAUCAAAUCAAACAUAUAUUUUUUUAUUAAAAAUCAAUACUUUUUUACAUAAUUUUA
Messenger RNA from Trichoplusia ni (cabbage looper), 2958 nucleotides. Its product is annotated as bile salt-activated lipase-like. NCBI's taxonomy places the organism in Eukaryota, Metazoa, Arthropoda, Insecta, Lepidoptera, Noctuidae. The coding region runs from base 996 to 2627 and encodes 543 amino acids. The transcript is spliced from 3 exons. The record is from RefSeq and is a predicted model, not a curated record.